AUGGUCGCCUCUACAGAGCUCUCUGACUUUGUGCCUGUAUCGGACUGGCCUACCCUGGAAGAGCUGGUAGCCGGCUUUCAGGAACCCAUAAUGCCCGCAUCUUCAAAACUUGCCGGCAAGACAUUCAAUCAUGUUUUCGACAUAGGUCUUCGUAUAUCGCACCAAUUCCACGACUCAGAGACGCUCACUUGGAAGAUCCUCGAAAGAGACCAAGCCGGCGUCACCGGUGAUGCCCAGUACAAAGCCUAUGAAGUUCGAGCCGACAUCUACUUCGUUGAUUUCUACAAACCCGACUACAAGGAGCAGGUCAGCUUGAUUCUCGACAACACAACUGGCCAGGCGAUCGCGUGCGUCUCUGGUUUCAGCGACCAAACCAACGAGAGGAGAACAUGGACUAAGUUCUUCAACGCCAUCAAAAAUGACCAUGGUGACGUCAAACCAUAUGAGACUACCGAGGAGCUCAUCGGCAAGCACAUUCUGUACCGCUAUAGUCCUCGCGAUGCCUACGAGCAUGUCGACCUCAACAAAGACACUCCCAUGUGGCACUGCCUCAGCGGCACAGAAAAGGGACUCGCAGACGCAGAGCUUUGCAGGAUGCUGAAGCUGAGCGAUAGCCUGUACUUGUUGUUUUGGACAGAGACUAUUGACGGGUGGUUGGUCCAAGGAUCCCGCGGGAGAUGGGGGAAAGAUAUGGGACGUCCAGCAGAGAGAUAUUGGGCCCGGAAGGUGUUGAUCUUAAUCUUUCCGAGAUAA
Colletotrichum phormii is the source of this 753-nucleotide messenger RNA. RefSeq names its product molybdenum cofactor biosynthesis protein F. The transcript has a single exon. NCBI's taxonomy places the organism in Eukaryota, Fungi, Ascomycota, Sordariomycetes, Glomerellales, Glomerellaceae. The coding region runs from base 1 to 753 and encodes 250 amino acids. The record is from RefSeq and is a predicted model, not a curated record.